This is a messenger RNA of Vidua macroura (Pin-tailed whydah), 1334 nucleotides long. It is a transcript of the gene STAR, whose product is annotated as steroidogenic acute regulatory protein. Gene Ontology annotation, biological process: intracellular cholesterol transport; steroid biosynthetic process; regulation of steroid biosynthetic process. The transcript is spliced from 7 exons. Gene Ontology annotation, cellular component: mitochondrion; mitochondrial intermembrane space. Gene Ontology annotation, molecular function: cholesterol binding; cholesterol transfer activity. Lineage: Eukaryota; Metazoa; Chordata; Aves; Passeriformes; Viduidae. The record is from RefSeq and is a predicted model, not a curated record. The coding region runs from base 105 to 956 and encodes 283 amino acids.
GGCCACCACCGAGGCCACCACUGCAGCCACUGCCACAGCCAGGGGAACAGAGGACAAGCCCACAGCCACAGCCACUGCCCAGCCCAGCUCUGACCCGCAGGGAGAUGCUGCCAGCCACGUCCAAGCUCUGCGCCGCCAUCUCCUACCGCCACCUGCGCAACAUGACCGGUCUGAGGAGACAAGCUGCCGUGGCCAUCAGCCAGGAGCUGAGCAGGCUGGCCAGCCGCAGCCCGGGACCCAGCUCCUGGAUCCACCAGGUGCGCAGGAGAAGCUCCUUGCUCAGCUCAAGGCUGGAGGAGAAACCCUUCAGCGAGAUGGAGAUGUCUUACAUCAAGCAAGGAGAGGAGGCCCUGCAGAAAUCCCUCAGAAUCCUGGAGGACCAGGACGACUGGAAGACAGAGACGGUGGCGGGUAACGGGGACAAAGUGCUGAGCAAGGUGCUGCCGGGCGUGGGGAAGGUGUUCCGGCUGGAGGUGGUGGUGGACCAGCCCCUGGACGCGGUGUACGGAGAGCUGGUGGACAACAUGGAGCAGAUGGGAGACUGGAACCCCAGCGUCAAAGAAGUCAGGAUUCUGGAGAAGAUUGGGAAGGACACGGUGAUCACCCACGAGAAGGCGGCCGCGACCCCGGGGAACAUCGUGGGGCCGCGGGACUUCGUGAGCGUCCGGUGCUCCAGGAGACGCGGCUCCACCUGCGUCCUGGCCGGGACGUCCACCACCUACGGGGCCAUGCCCGAGCAGGAGGGCUUCAUAAGGGCUGAGAACGGUCCCACCUGCAUGGUCCUGCGCCCGCUGCCCGGCAGCCCCUCCCAGACCAGGCUCACCUGGCUGCUCAGCAUCGACCUCAAGGGGUGGCUGCCCAAGACCAUCAUCAACCAGGUCCUGUCCCAGACACAGGUGGACUUUGCCAAACACCUGAGGCAGCGCCUGGCCCGGCCGGUGCCUGCGGCCUGCUGACCACAGCCUGCUGACCACGGCCCACUGACCACAGCCCACUGACCACAGCCUGCUGACCACAGCCCGCUGACCACGGCCCACUGACCACAGCCUGCUGACCACGGCCCACUGACCACAGCCCACUGACCACCCCCGUGCAGGGCUUCCUUCAGGGGACAAGUAUAGGGCCACUUCAAUUAGCCAAGGCCUUUAAUAGCAGACUCCACUAAUUAAUACAUAGCUACACUCAAUAAAUAGAAAGGUUUAUUUAUUGAAGCUCAUUGUGUAAGUGCAGGACUAAAAAUUUCAUUCCUGCAGUUGCUUAACUGAGCACGUGCUGGCCCAGUCAGCCAACCCCACCCUCCCUAAUUACUUUCAAUGAAUAAAGCUUUAAUUAGU